Messenger RNA from Morus notabilis, 1662 nucleotides. Its product is annotated as probable glycosyltransferase At5g03795. The transcript has 5 exons. The record is from RefSeq and is a predicted model, not a curated record. The coding region runs from base 1 to 1662 and encodes 553 amino acids. NCBI's taxonomy places the organism in Eukaryota, Viridiplantae, Streptophyta, Magnoliopsida, Rosales, Moraceae. Gene Ontology annotation, molecular function: glycosyltransferase activity.
AUGGAGUGUCAUUUUCGGUUUCACAAGCUCGGUCGGGUUAGAGCGAGAUGGGUUUUAGUGGUUUUGUUGGUGGCUGUUACUCAUUUGUUGUUUCAGUCCCUCCUGCUUCCAUAUGGAAAGGCCCUUCGCUCUCUAUUGCCCGAGAAAGAUGAUCCGAGAGAUGUUAACUAUGCCGCCCGAACUGCUCGUAUUUCCACCAAGUACGCGGUGGUUCGCAACCCUCUUACAGUUAAUGCUUCGGAAUUGAUCGACACAUCUACAUCCGAUGAUCUUGAUGAUGGAGGAGAUUUAGGGAGUGAUACUGGAGGAGAGGGAGAUGACAGGUUUGAGGAGUUUGGUUUUACGUUGGACGAAGAAAAAGGCCUUCAUAGGACUUCUCAAGAUCUUGUGGAUAGAUAUGUUGAUGACACUUUGAAUUCUGCGGAUAAACCUGAAAGUUUGGCGCUCAUAAGCAUGAAAAAUGAGGAAAAUGAUUUUGUUUUGAGUAAAGCCAGUAAAGAUAGGCGGGGCUUUCCUCUUGAUCAGACUGCUGUGGAACCAAAUAUAGAAAUGUCUACCGAAAAUAUUCGAACGGAGAACAUAGAUCUAAGGUUGAAAAAGUCUGACGGUGGUUUAGACAGUCCUUUUCAACCCUCUCCACUUGCAUCAUCUGCAGAUGCUUUGGUCAAUGCCUCAUUUUCGACAACCUCAACAUCUUCCGUUUCUGAGCAAAGUGGCCUUCUUAUUACGAAUAACCAUUCUGCAAUUGCGACUACUCCAGGAGUAAAGAAGAUGAGGUGUAACAUGCCACCAAAGUCAAUAACAACAUUUCAGGAGAUGAACCAAAUAUUAGUGAGGCACCGCGCAAAAUCACGUUCACUGAGACCACGAUGGUCGUCUGUACGAGACAAGGAGAUUCUAGCCAUGAAGCCACAGAUUGAGAACGCUCCCCUUGCGAUGAAUGAUCAAGAACUUUAUGCUCCUCUCUUUCGAAAUGUUUCCAUGUUCAAAAGGAGUUACGAACUCAUGGAGCGCACGCUCAAAGUCUAUGUCUACAAGGAUGGGGACAAACCUAUCUUCCAUCAACCAAUAAUGAAGGGAUUAUAUGCUUCUGAGGGAUGGUUUAUGAAAUUGAUGGAGAGAAAUAGGCGUUACGUUGUCAAAGACCCUCGCAGGGCUCAUCUGUUUUACAUGCCAUUCAGCUCGCGCAUGCUAGAACACGUCCUCUACGUACGCAACUCCCAUAACCGGACAAACCUGCGCCAAUAUUUGAAGGAAUACUCAGAAAAAUUAGCAGCAAAGUAUCCUUACUGGAAUAGGACUGGUGGAGCAGAUCAUUUUCUUGUUGCUUGCCAUGACUGGGCUCCAUAUGAAACAAGGCACCACAUGGAGCGUUGCAUGAAAGCCCUUUGCAAUGCUGAUGUGACCUCGGGCUUCAAAAUUGGAAGGGAUGUCUCUUUUCCAGAAACAUACGUCCGGUCCGCAAGGAAUCCUCUUAGAGAUCUUGGAGGGAAGCCUCCAUCUCGGAGGCACGUUCUUGCCUUCUACGCUGGAAACAUUCAUGGCUACUUGCGCCCAAUCUUAUUAAAGUACUGGAAGGAUAAAGACCCUGACAUGAAGAUCUUUGGUCCAAUGCCUCCUGGUCAAAUACUGUAUCUGCCCCAAGGGGUACGAGGUCAAUAG